This is a messenger RNA of Exophiala viscosa, 1350 nucleotides long. RefSeq lists its product as uncharacterized. Bases 1 to 1350 code for a protein of 449 amino acids. Lineage: Eukaryota; Fungi; Ascomycota; Eurotiomycetes; Chaetothyriales; Herpotrichiellaceae. The transcript is spliced from 2 exons. The record is from RefSeq and is a predicted model, not a curated record.
AUGGCGUCGAGAGACUAUUUGCCAUCAGAACCACACACUCUCUUUCGCCGCUGUGUACAGUGCCCUCCCGAUACUCCCAGCUGCCCUUCAUGUGCCUCAGAUGAAACCUGCACCUUGAAAGCUCAGUCAUGUGAUGCAUGCGCGUCAACAACUUGUGUAAAGACUGGUUCGCUUCCUGGUCAAUCCACACCAAAGAAGUCAACCCCAAUUGGUGGCAUUGUGGGAGGUGUGAUAGGAGGUCUUUUGGUUAUUGCAGCCCUCUCGUACCUGGUCUACCGAUAUCGAGGUCGAAAGAAGAGACGCAUCGAACUCUGGGAUCCGCCCGAGAAGAGAGAUCAGUCGACCCUUGCCCGAAAUGAUCGACGAUCAACCAGAUCUGCACAUUCUAUCGCUUCAACUGUUCUCACACGAGCAUCCAAUGUUAUUCAGAUCGCAUAUAUUCCCGGGGUAACAGUCCGAUCGCCGCCGGAAUCUCCUGCUAUGCUUGUGCCACCUGUACCCUCCAUACCUGGCGGCAUGGCUGGCAACUCUGCGGCAUCAACACCACAGCUGGAGCAGCAUUUCUUCAUGCCGGGAGAUCUCAGGGAUUCCACUUGGUCCGAUGCCUCUUCUAUCAAUACCAGGUUUAGUGUCGCGCCGAGUCUGGCUCGUGAGAGUGUGGCUACAACCAUCUACCGAAGUGACGCCAUCGUGCCACCUAUACCCGCGCAGCAAGCUUUCCGAGGUCAGGCCAAUGUUGUUAGCGUCAAGUCAGGGUCGAGUACUCCGGGAUCAUCUGGGACGCCAAGUGCGAGAACUCCAAACAUCCCCCAACUGUCCAAGAUGGGCAGCUCGGGCAGUUCGAUUGUCGCCAGAAACGUCACUGCGCGACCUAUCGAGGUGAAGAAGACCAAUUCUGGGACCCGAGUACCUACUCUCGGUAAUCUGGCGAAACAGGCCGCCCGGCAGAGCAGUGGCUCACCCUCCGAGAAGACCACCAUCCGUGUGUACGACGAUGAGAAAGAAGUCGUGUUUUCCUCUUCCAAUCUCAGUACCCCUACGAGCAAUGUUGAGCAAUCACCCAUUUCCCCGAUCACAAUACCCAUGCCUGCAUUUGCGGAGAAUCACUCAGCAAGGUCUUCAUCAGUGAGCGCAAUCUUGCCUCCAGACGCAAUGAAUACGGCACCUGGUGGUCCAACUCACAGGCACAAUAAUAGUGCAUCACUCAAAACUACAAUCGAGGAUGCCAUCAAUCGCGCCAGAGAUCCGCAGCAUGUGGGCGUGAUGAGUCAAACUACAAAGCCAGAGUUGUUGAGGUUCGAUUCAGGCCCGUUCUCCGAUGCCAACGAAGUGAAGGAAAAUCUAUCUUGA